AUGGAACCGAAUCUCAAGUUGGUACUGGAGGAAAUCCAGAAGUUGAAGGAGGAGUUCGGGCGUCGUUUCGACGAGCACAACGAGCAGUGGGAGCGGCGAUUUGCCGAUCUCAAGCUUAGCCGCGCCGCCCACGACGCCGCCGUUGACAAACGCCUCGACUCCAUUGAGCUCGCUGGCGCCGACACGGCGUACACCAUCGGCCGGCGCGUUGCCGAUUUGGAGGCCGUCCGCAUCGACCCCCUCCAAGACGAGCGCGACGACCGUGUCACCGCCCUCGAGGUGGCCGCCACGGACCUCGGUACUUGGCGCCCAGAGAUGGAGGCGCUUGUCGACGACCUGCGAAUCGAGAUGCAGAAGCUAUACCAAGGUCGCGACUUUAAGGAGGAGGUGGCUGGCCAAGCGGGCGCCCAGUCUUCGUUCCGUUCAUCGACACCCGUUGAGUGGUCUUCUAAACCCACACCAUGGACCGCGCAGCCGCUACCACCACCUCCGCCUCGUAUCGACAAGCCCGUGGCGAAGCCUGCAGCCGCCGAGCCCACGGCAACAUCUUCAGCAGCCGGUGCUCUGGCUGCUGUCAAAGCAUACCAUCGAGCAUUGGGGUUAUGCUACAAGUGCAACGCCAAGUGGAGUAAGGAUCACCGGUGCGCACCGGAAGUCCUGCAUGCGGUCGACGCUCUUUGGGAAUCGCUGGACCCUGAUGUUGUGCCGGCUACAGAACACUCUGAUGAUCACCCACCUGAACAAGUGUUUUUGGCCAUCUCAAAGUCUGCCAUGUCUGGAGUACCUGCUGCUCGUACUAUCCGGUUGUUGGGAUCGAUGUCAGGUAUUCCAGUGCAUAUUUUGGUGGAUUCAGGGAGUUCUUCUUCAUUUAUCAGUAACACUACAGCUGCUAAGUUACAUCACCCAGAUUCAGUUUCUAUGUCUAGCUGUGUGCAAGUUGCUGGUGGUGGUGUGUUGCAGAGCUCCUUGCUGCUUCGCCAAGUUACGUGGACAGUUGGCUCAUGUUCCUUUCGCACUGAUUUUCGCGUGCUGCCUUUGGGUAACUUCGACGCCAUUUUGGGCAUGGAUUGGUUAGAGGCCUACAGUCCUAUGCAAGUUCAUUGGGCCUUGAAGUGGCUGGCCGUUCCAUAUGCUGACAAGACUCAGGUGUUGCAAGGCUUGCCCUUCCACAUUGAAACUGAUGCUUUCGGGUCUGGAAUUGGAGCAGUUUUACAGCAGAAUGGGCACCCCAUAGCAUUCAUUAGCAAAGCUUUAAGUCCCAGGAAUCAAGGGUUGUCAGUCUACGAAAAGGAAUAUCUUGCUAUAUUGAUGGCUGUCGAACAGUGGCGUCACUACUUGCUUCAAGUCUCCCACAAUUGGCUUGAUGAAGUUGUCCAAGGAUACUAUUUUGACCAAGCUGCUAUGGAUCUGUUGUCUCAGCUGGCUGCCAGCCCCGAUAGCCGCCCUCCAUUUUCUUUAAUCCAAGGAGUCAUCAGAUACAAGAACCGUCUGUGGCUGAGUUCUAAUAAGUCCAUGCAGCUUAAAAUUAUGAUAUCACUACAUAGCAGUCCAUUGGGUGGCCACUCAGGUGCACCAGCGACAUACAUGCCUGAACUUCACAAGUGGAUGGCUGAUCGAGAGCUCAUGCAUACUGUUGUCAAGCAGCACUUGCUUCGUGCCCAGGCUCGCAUGAAACGCCAAGCUGAUAAAGGCCGUUCUGAGCGUCAAUUCUCUGUGGGUGACAUGGUGUUUUUGAAGCUCCAACCCUAUAUUCAGUCAUCACUGUUCCACCACUCAAACAACAAAUUAUCUUUCAAGUUCUUUGGGCCAUUUCAAGUCAUUCAAAAGAUUUGUCUAGUUGCAUACAAGUCCGCCAUUGCUACCACUUUGCAUUCUGUCCAUCCGGUCUUCCAUGUCUCAUGA
Miscanthus lutarioriparius is the source of this 1902-nucleotide messenger RNA. NCBI's taxonomy places the organism in Eukaryota, Viridiplantae, Streptophyta, Magnoliopsida, Poales, Poaceae. The record is from the annotation of a GenBank genome assembly.